GCAGCAACACAUUUAUCUCGUGCCGAACGGGAAAAUGCGGGUUUUAAAAUCACUAAGCAACGACAGAUGAACGCAAUGGACGCCUAAACCAAAAUAUUCCUGUUUGCAGUGUUGCUGGAUCCUAAAAGCCCCAUAAAAGCUGAAUAUGGAUUCCGGGGUUUUGAAUUUGGCUUGGAGCCAAGGAUACGAUGGAUCCCGAAUCACAUACAUUGAACCUGAUGUCUUGUGCUAUCAGUGUGGGCGCAAUGUCAAAACCAUCUCCACUGAUGGGAAACAAGGGACCUUCGCUUUCAAGGGUACCGCUGUGGGGCCGAUGGCUGUACACAAUAUCAACAAACAUAUCGCUGUGGGAGAAUAUUGUCAGAACCCCAAAAUAUAUGUCUAUGCGUAUCCCACAUACAGUGAGAUAUCUGUUCUUGAAGGUGGCGCAGAGCUUCAGUUCCAGUCCAUUGCCUUUUCAGAGAGUGACUACCUAGUUAGCGUGUCUGGGAUUCCCAACUUUCACAUGGUGUUAUGGAAUUACUUCGAUGGUACCCGGCUGACCUCUGUGGCUCUCACUCCGGAUCCUCUCAAGACGGUUUCAUUUAACAAGACCAACUGGCGGCAGAUCUGUGUGAUGACAGAUACCGCUAUCACUCUGUGGAACAUUGAGCAAUGUGACUCAAAAUACAUAUUGCUUCCCCAGAAAAUCAAACUGCCAGCUGUUGACCCCUCCGCAGAAGAAGAGUCUGAGAAAGAUGAGGAUCAGGAACUCCAGAGAUCCCCAACCAAGAUGUCCAAAUACGCCAUUGACAUUCCAGACUCGGCAGUUGCAGGUCUGACCGGGGAGCAAGUGGAACAACUUGAAGAAAUUCGAGACAUGAUUGAAAGAGUUUGUCCUGUCUCAAUUGCAUGGCUUCCUACUGGGGACUUUUAUGUGGGCUGUGAAGGUGGACAACUUUUCAAGGUGGACAGUGAAAUGCACAAGACAAGAAUGCUGUACUCUCCACAAGGAGAUGCAGGAGGGAAUCCCUUCGACAGAGGUCUGACCAGUGUUUCAAGAGGAGAGACAGACAUGCCCCCAGCAGAAAUGAGCAAUGUUUGGCUUAGACCUGGAUCCCUUCAGUGUAUUGCCCUCCAUCAGGCCGGUCUGUAUGCAGCUGGAAAGGAUGGCGUGAUUCGUCUUCUGGAUGUCACAGGGGAGGAAGUCAGUCUACAGGAGGAGGUCAAUGUGGACGUGCCCGUCUCAGCAAUCAGUUUCAACUCCAAGUACCAGAAUCUGGCCUGGGGAUCUCCAGAGGGUAAAAUCCAAAGUUACAAAUGUGGGGAUGUGAACAGUGUGGUGACUCUGGCUUCCUUCCACCACGGCGAUGUGAUGGGCGUUGGUGGCAUCGCCUACGGCUCCGACUGUUCUGUGUCCCUGAGGGAGGAUGGACUUGUGCAAGUGUGGAAAACUGUUGAUGGGACCUUUGUGUCUCAAGUCAGCAUACAGGAACCUGGGGAGACUCUGGCGUGCAGCAGAAUUGCUCAGUAUGCGGCCGUCGGCACCAAAGGGGGACAACUGUGCUUCAUCGACCUGACCAACCCAGAGCAUCCUCGGCUCAUCAUGAGGCACCGGCUGUUCAAGAACCCCAUCAAACAUCUUGUAUUCAAUGGAGAUGCAGGGACUUUACUUUUCGCUGCUUCAAACGACCAUAACAUUUUCAUUAUUGAUGCUAGACCCACGCAAGGUUUUGCCAUUCUGGGCUUUGUAGAGGUAAGCGGAAAUGUGGAGGCGAUGGCCACCUACGUGAAGGACAACGACACUCUGCUGGUGGCCUCAUGUAACAACAACCCGGACAUCUUUGGGUCCAACCUUCUCUACAGAUUCAACUUCACUGAUGAGCUCAUCCGAGAUAUUCGCUUCCACUACAAGAGUCCGAUGAAUGACUUGAAGGAAGAAUCCUGUUCUGCUCUCAAGAUGGGCUUGAGACAUGCUAUCUGUGGCCUCGCUGUUGGACAAGGAGAGAUUGUCUUUGCUCUCAGUGCUGCCAACAAGAAGUUACUCAGUUUCUCUAUGCCGGAGCCGGACAAGAAGCUGAAAAAGAUUGACCUACUUCUGAACCCGUCGGGGGAGUAUCCAGGCCACCAGCUUUCUGGAGGGGACGUCACUCUGAGCCACCAUCUCAAGUGGCUCCUCUCGCAUGCCCCGGACGGACAAGUCAAGAUCAGGACAAUCGGUGCCUUGGACAGAACGGCUGCUUUCAUUCCCCACGAUUAUAACAAGGGAGGCAUUAAGGCUGUGGCUUUCUCGGACGACUGCCAGUACAUUCUGUCCUGUGGCUAUGACAGCACGGUCAGCUGCUACCACUGGAACCAUUUGAAAAGCAAGGCAUCAGCUAGCAGUGCCAAGCAGAAAAGGGACAGAGAUAUGGACUUUGUGGCCCGAGAGAAUCAAAAACUGACGGAGUAUCAAGAGUGGAAUCAGCCUCCUCCUAGCAUGAGACGAGCUUCUCAAGUUGAGAGAGAAAGAAAAGAGCGCAUUGAGCAAGCAAAGCAGGGCGCUCAAGACAAAGACGAGAUUUACGUCUCCCCUCCACCAUCACCGAGGGCCAAUGCCACAUGGCUUGAGCAGAGAGAAAUAGAUGCGAGAAGACUAGAGAACCAACAUUUUGCCGAUGUGAAGCGGGAUAUCCGAACCCAGAUCAGAGACAUCCGGAGAACGAUUCAGCACAUGAUGUCCCAAAACAAAGACCUUCCAGAAAUUGAAAAGUUAGGUCGGCAUGAGUUUGACCUUGACCUUGAAGAGCAAAAUCGCCUCCAGGCUGAGGGUGAAGCGGAGAUCAAAAAGGUGCGAGAGGAUAUUGAGUUUGACAAUCUGGCCAAGCUGUACCUGAGAGAAAAGAUCAAAGAGGAAUGUUGGGACAAAAUGCAAGUGAAAGGAAGAGCACUUCAGGCUUUCAAUUCAUCCCUGGAAGUGAGUAACUUCCCCCUGCGGCCCAGGACAAUGGAGAUUAUCAACCUGAUCAAGACCGUGAGCACCCGCCGGAAGAUUGAGAUGAGAGAGGCCCAGGCAAGAAAGGAACUGGUUGAAAAGAGCGCGAAACCAUCUUCAAGAGAAGACGAAGGAGAUGGGGAUGAAGCGGAGGAUGAUGGAAAGGAGCAUCCGUCUAUUUCUGGAAGCUUAGGUUCCCAGUACGGAGGUGCCAAUGAGCUCUUCUACAACCAGUUUGAUUUACACACGAGAGAGCAGAAAGUUUCCCAGAUAGUUCUCCUGGAGGAUGCCAUACACCGGAUAAAGGAAGCUUUCAAUAAAGAGUUCAAUGAGGUCUUUGGCAAGAAAGAGCAGGAAAUUUCGAAGGUGAAGGACAAGAACAAGCGGAUUGCCAAAAUCAUCGAGUAUCUUGGUCUGGAGGAGUCUGUGGAUGAGCCGGCCAUGAGUGUGGCGGAGAAGCCUGAGCUGCUGUUGGAAGUUGCUGACUCGGAGAUUACUGUAGAGAAAUAUCUGACGCCCGAGCAACAGAAGAAACUGGACGAGCAGCAGAAACUGGACGAAGAACGUCUCGCUAAGGAGAAGGGAGACAACGCCAGGGAGAGGGCCUUAGACAUGAUGAUGGGCGGAGUGCUGGAGAUCAAGAAGGAGGAUGAGCUCAAAAAGGAUGUUCCAAAGCCGGCCUUCAUGUUGACCAAGAAGGAAGAGGAGUGGAAUGAGGAAGAGCAGAAGCAGCACAAGGAUUACCUCAAGAAAGUUCAGGAGCUUGUUGAAGAGAGAGAAAAGUAUAGAAAGCAACUUGAGACAGAGCUGCGGAAGUUACAGGCCAAUAUCCUGGAGAACUUGCAGACAUUUGAUGACACUCUCAACGUACUCUUCAUGCGCAAGAUCAAAGUGAUGAUGGUCAUUUACCAGGAGGAGCUGAAAAUUCUGAGAUUGAGAUAUGCAAUGUUGAUCCAGGAAGAGAUUGAGACCAGAGAAGGAGACCUUAAUCAGACCCUUGAACACAAACGGAAACUGAAGCAACUGGCGUUUGAGGCCGUGGCGGAGACCCGUAAAAACUAUGAGAACUUCCGCAAUCUUUACGAGCUACUGCAGGCGGAAGACAAGAUUGUUGACAAAUCAUUCCGCAGGGACUUCACAGAUGUGUCGGCACUCAUGGUUGAUCAGUUGUACAAGCAAUUCAGGAGAAGACCUCGCAUUCAGAAGUACCGAGCAGUGGAUACCCCAGGAGGCGGCAAAUCUGCCAACCCGUACAGUGAUCGUCCUUCUUCAUCCUUACAGCUGAACUAUCAGCGCAGUCAGGUGGACCAUGGUUUAGAUGAGUUGGACAAGUUCGGCAAUGCCCCGGAGGGCUGUGAACCCAGUGUGUGGGAGCGCAUGUGCAAACUCCGGCGAAAGAAAGUGGAAAGUGAAACACUGCUCAAGGUAAAGAGCAACAUCCUGGCUGACAUGAUGGCAUUCAUGCAGAAAAGACAGGAGGAGGAUGAUCUGUUGAAGAACGAAAUUGAAGACAUUGGCCACCAAAUCAAUAAGCUCAAGGAAGAUGAGCAAAGGUUUGUCCUGAACCUUGAGGUCCAGCUUCUCCUGAAACAAGGUCAGAUUGAGGUGGACGCCGGUCCGUUCAUUCGCGACUUCAGAGACAGCGUCCUUGUUCAUCGCAGCGUGGUCGAAGACCUCAACAACACUAUCAAGCAACUGGGCGAGAGCAAGAUUGCCAGUAUGGUUGAGAGCAAAGACUUCAGAAAGGGCAUUAUACAGCUGGAGUGGGAACACAAGAAAAUGUCUAUGCAAAUGGAGGAUUUGGAAAACAAGAUGAAAGAUAUUCAGUUCAUCAAAGUCACCCGCGAAAUUCAAGCAUUCCUUCAAGAAGACGACUACGAAGCAAAGAAGGCCACAGAGAUUGCCACUUUAGAGCAAACUAUUACCCUGCAGAAGAAGCAUCAUGAGAAGAACGUUGAUGAAAGGAAGAAGAUUCUGAGGGACCUGUCCAAGAACCUCAAGUACAAGGGAUCGUCCAACAACAAACUAGACGGUGACUUGAUGGACCUGAACGUGGUGGUCAACGAACGGCGACAAAUUGAAGAAGUCAACGCUGAAAACAGAGAUGAUGGUGGUGCUGAGAAACGCUACCAAGAAAUCGUCCAGAGACGGAAGCUGGUGGACCUCGCCAAGGCCCAGGCUCAGGAAGUGGCGGUGUUGCGAGCAGAGGUGGAGCGGCUACGUAUGAGAACAUUCCCAGCCCUGGUGCAAGUCGAACGAUAAACCCUUGCAUUGGGAAAUAUCUAGUGCUUUGGUUUUCAAUUUUGUAUUAUUAGCGGGUGUCCUGAACUUGUGUGAUCCUUUUCCUUCCCGAGGUCCCAGUAAAAAAAAAUGUUCACCACUCCUCUCUCUGACCUGCUAGAAUUUAGCGUUACCACAGCACAGUGCCUGUUGCAGGAAUCACUGAUCUUUUAGCUGAAACAGUAAAAGGAGAAAAUGUCACAAAUGCAGCAGACUAGAAAGUAAGAAGUCAUACUGGCUGUAAUUAGAUGUGCUGAAACCUGAAAAAUACAAGGUUUGAUUCCUUGUAUAGAUUCCUAGAGUUUGAAAGGAAAUAAAUAUGUAAAGUAAUCUGGAUGCUUAAGUUAAACUACUAUUACUUUGAGGUGGUUGAGCCUAAAUGGUAUCUCAGAGAAUUAUUGGACUGCCUUAUGCAUUGCAAGAACCUGUUAGAAGACUACUGGUCUAGAGUAUAAAAAAGCCCUUAAUGUUACCAUGACAACCUGUUUGGGGUGUAUCAGGUGCCUUAUGAACAGAAUGACAGAAUGUGAUUUUUUUUGUUAACUCUUUAGCCAUGUCUUGACGGUGGCAGCGUCCGGUAGUCGAGGUCUGUAACCACGGCUGGACUGUACCACUGUCGGAUGCGAAGUUAUUAUUGUAUUAUGGUACGGACCAAAUAUUUUAUAAAAAGUACGAGCUAACAAGCCUUUAGUUUGACCCGGAAGUCAAAGAUAAAUGAAUUCUACGUCUGGGUAAUGCUUUAUUGAUCAGUUUGACACGAAACAAGCGGUUUUACAAACGUAAUGUCGGUUCGCAUUUCCACAAACACGAGAGAGUUACGCGGAAACGUGAUUUUUAAUUGCAUAAUUAAAGAGUUAAGGUUUGAAUGCAGUAUGAAGGGAACUCAUGUCUCUUCUACAGUUUGGGGCCAGAACAACCAGAUGUUUGUGGGGCUGAGAAUCAUUGCUAGAUUGUCACUCUUCUGGGAAUGGUCUUAUACUUUGAUCAGCUUUCUUUUCUGUGAAAGUUUUCUUUACUGUCCUGUCAACACAAGAUAGCUUACUACUGAAGUGGGAGAUGCUUUGGCAGAUUUUUUAAAUGCUGAAGAGUUAGAAAAACAAUGAUUUACAGUGAAGGCAGAGGCUGGAAAGCAAAAUUUAUACAAGAGAAAAAGAUAUUUCAUCAAGUUACUUCUUGCAGUUUUUCAUAGCAUUCAGAAAGGGAAAAGAUCCUUCCUUUCCUUUCCUUUUCUGAUCCAGCGGCCAUUUGGGUUCUAGUCCUUGGGUCUGUCGAUAUGGCAAAGAAUUGACAGGGAAAAGAUAAAAUUGUCAAAUGGAUCUGAGACGGGUCAUCUGUCCGUACUUGGUUUCUGUUGCAAUAGAAACGACAUUUAAAAUGUUUUGUUUAUUUUCCGAUCUUUCUGGAGAGGUAAAACAAAGCGAGUGAAACUCUGGAGCCCAGGGCUAAAGUACAAAUGAGUGUAUGUAUAGCAGUGUGUGCUUCAAAAACCAGGUAUACAACAGUAGCAUUCAUGUGUUUUGAUUUGCAGAGGCUACACUAAGGACUUGUGAAGAAACUAUAAGAUCAUAUGCUUUUUUUUUUGGAGCUCCAUUCUUGAUUAUGUAUUGUUCAUUUCUUUCAUUUGCUUGAAUUUAAGUCAAUGAGAAGCGCAGCAAAACGGUCUAAAUUAUAUAGUAUUGGGAAUAAGAAAUGAUACAGAUAGAAGAUGAUGAAGGGAUAGGGCAUGAAAAGGACCACCAAUAACCCUCUCCUGCUACUCACCCUGUAUAUUUAAAAGAAAGUAUACUUUUGUGAUUCUGGGAACUGUUCUGUGAGCAGUCCUUGCUGAGUUCCCCAAGAUUCUGUGAUAUUACGUGAUGUUCAAAACUGAGAGAUGUGAUAAGAUGUAGCUGGUUUGUCUCAAAGACAGAUGAAGAAUGUUUUCUUGGGCUAUCUCUUUGUGUACAAUUUUUAAAAAUACACAAUAACAUUGUUCGAGUUUGCUAUUUUGUGAUAUUUUGCAUGUUAUGUGGUAGUAUGAUGAUGUCAGGAUGGAAAUUUUACAGCUAUUUUUCAGUUUUGAAAAGGCUAAAAAGUGUGACCAGAAUGUAAUGUAUAGUUAGUAUACACUUCCAACUUACACACACCUGUUUUAUUAUGUUUGUGCAAGCGUCGUCAAUGUUUGUAAGGCUAUCAGAAGGGAGUCAGACUUGAUCACAAAACUGCUUUUUGUGCCUUUCUUAAAUAGAUUUUGUACCCCCCAAGUGGAGGACAGAUAACUUUCCUGAUUCUAGAUUGGCCAUUUUCAGUAUUUAAUUUGGACCCUUAGUCAAAAUCAGUACCAUAACUGAUUCUGAGCUGGGCAAUCUGGAAAUAUUUUUACCUAUAUAUUUUUUCAGUGUUUUAUUGCUGAAAUACUGUUAAUGCUUGAUGGGCGUAUUGAUUAUAACAAUAAGAUUAGGAAAUAAAUGUUUUAUGGAAAAGCUGCACUGAUUAUGUUGCAUUAAGGAAAUAAAUGUUUUAUGGAAAAGCUGCACUGAUUAUGUUGCAUUAAGACAUUGUGAUCCACUCCGUGCAGUAUAUGUAAGGUGUCGCAUAACUAUAUAUCCAUUCAAUGACUUAUUCAAGUUUUGAUAAAAUAGGUACUUAAUGCAGAUAAUAACUGGAAGUUUUUUUGCCUCUGAUUAAAGUUAUCUUCUGAUGUGACUCGUA
Molecule: messenger RNA, 7924 nt
Organism: Aplysia californica (California sea hare)
Lineage: Eukaryota; Metazoa; Mollusca; Gastropoda; Aplysiida; Aplysiidae
Product: cilia- and flagella-associated protein 43
Exons: 40
Coding region: 146-5215 (1689 amino acids)
Biological process (GO): cilium assembly
Cellular component (GO): axoneme
Molecular function (GO): protein binding
Source: RefSeq, a predicted model, not a curated record